CCUGAAAGGGAUAAGACAUUUGAGCAACGGGAAAAAACGGAAGACGAGAUUAAACCCGUCACAUGGACAGACAAUGAUGUAGUGGCAUUAAAAAACCUAAAGAAAGCUGGGUUCCCCGGAGUCGAAAGAGUCGAAAAACACUUUAAGCUAGCCAAAUCUGCGGUCCCGGACUUCGACGGCAAGCCAAACAAUAAGAAAAGGUUCAGAGUAGGAGCAAUUGCUAGCACUGUUGCUGGAGAUUCGAGCUACCCACCAAUGACAGAAGAAGAGCAGAAAAGUUUGGCUGAACAGAUCUUCAAGGAACGUAUCGCGAUCGCUGCGCGCCCACAUACAUGUAACCCGUUCGGAUUGAGUUCAGCCGAAAUGGUCGCUUUGGGGGACUUAGGACAGGAACACCUUGCGAGGCUGCACGGUAAUGAACGAAAGGAGACGCGCAAGGAACAGAUUGCCAAGUCUGCUCGAAAGAUCCUCGGUCCUCCGCUAGCCACCGGGAAAGGUACUCCGGAGCAGCAACAGAAUCGCAGGGACCAUUCCAAGCGUACCAUGCAAACAACUUUAAAUAAAAAGCUGUUGAAACAGAUCAACGUGCCAUUGACCCCUAAAAGGAGAGGCAGACCGCCUCGUCAGUCAGCAGAAGACACGACGCGGCUAGACAACAACCUCAAUGGUAGUGGAGUAGAGAGCUUGGAAACUUACGCGGAUCGGACCAAUCAUCGUAGCUCAGUUCUCGAUCAAGAAGCCCAGGAGCCUGCUGCUCGUUUCGUUACCAAAAAGAGAAAACACGUCGAAGGAGAGACCUCGACCAGCAAGAAGCCACGUACCACGCACAGCUCUACGCCGGCCCAGAUUGCGACAGAUGCUCUUCCUUUACACGCACAGCCGUCUUCCCCUUCGCCUCUUCACCCUUCGCCUUUUCACGAUCUACACACUCAUCCUCUGCCCACUGACUCACCACCUGCUCGACCUUCUUUCAGCCUACCUUUCGACCCAUUCACGCCACUCGUUCAUGAUCGCGAAUAUGACAAGAACCUAGACGGUCUGAAGUUCCUGCUGAGUAUGCCAGAGCAUGCUCCCCCUUCUGCCCCGCCAGAGGAUGCUCCCCCCACUGCCUCGCCACCUCCCGGUUUGGAUAAUAAGCUUCCAAAGGAUGGUUUUUGAUCAUUUCUAGUUCAAGCUUCAGUACGCCCAUAUUGAAGGCAAGGAUGGCCGCCAACAUUCAGUGUGUACCCAAAAAGACUUUCUUGUAUCUUUCCUGUCUUUUUUUCUCAAUUCUCAUCUGCGUUUCCGC
Molecule: messenger RNA, 1288 nt
Organism: Acaromyces ingoldii
Lineage: Eukaryota; Fungi; Basidiomycota; Exobasidiomycetes; Exobasidiales; Cryptobasidiaceae
Exons: 1
Coding region: 364-1158 (264 amino acids)
Source: RefSeq, a predicted model, not a curated record